Molecule: messenger RNA, 3046 nt
Organism: Zonotrichia leucophrys gambelii
Lineage: Eukaryota; Metazoa; Chordata; Aves; Passeriformes; Passerellidae
Gene: FAM221A
Product: family with sequence similarity 221 member A
Exons: 7
Coding region: 387-1097 (236 amino acids)
Source: RefSeq, a predicted model, not a curated record
CGCAGCCGGAGGUGCCGUGGCUGGUGUGCCCCGGUGAGGAUGUGCUGCAAGCCGUGGCUGUCAGCGAUGAAGUCACGCAUCGUCCCUCGCAUCCAGGGCGGCGUGAGAUGGGCUGUGAGAGACCAUCUGGCCUACCAGCGGCAUCCUGCCCACGGCAGGGCGCUGGAAUUAGGUGGUCUUUAAGGUCCCGUCCAAUUCAAACCAUUGUUUGAUAAUCUGCCAGCCGUACUGCUCCUUCAGAGUACGAGGAAUUCUGUGCAUCAAUUGUAGGUGAUGAUGAUGGAGGAAAGCUCUUUACACCCGAGCAAUAUGAAGAGUACAAAAGAAAAGUAUUACCAGCUCGGCUGCAGAACAGGUUGUAUGUGAGCUGGAGAUCACCAACUGGCAUGGACUGUAAGCUUGUGGGGCCAGAGACACUGUGCUUCUGCACCCACCGGUAUAAACAACACAAAACAGACUACGAGGAGCUGCCCAAGGAGCGCCCCAUCAGCGUGCCGUGCAGAGUGAAGGGCUGCCCGUGCCAGUGCUACCACUUUGUGCCCCUGAACGGCACCCAGCCCGUGCGCUGCCGCUGCAAGCACUUGGCGGAGCAGCACAGCGCCGCGCCCGGCUUCCCCUGCAACUCCUGUUCCAAGUGUUCAGGCUUUCACAGCUCCUUUACCUGUGCCUGUGGUCAGCCAGCAUAUGCUCACGAAACAGUUGUGGAAACCAAGGAGGAGCGCUUAGCCCAAGGAAAGCCCGUGGGGCAGGAUGUUCCUUACGCUGCCAUGGGAGGACUGACUGGUUUUAGCUCUCUAGCAGAAGGCUACAUGAGGCUUGAUGACAGUGGAAUAGGUGCUCCUUCUGCUGAACUUUUAGAAGCCCCGGUUACUAGCAUGGAUCAUCCAUUUCUAAAAGCAUUUCAGGGGCCUUCAAGUUCCACUCAAUCCAUGCCACAAAUAGCAGGUAGUUCAAGUGCCACAGGGCAAGUUUCUGACAGAAAACAAUCAGAAGCUGAUGACAUGGCUUACUUUGAAAAACGCUAUCAAGAACGGCUGAAAAUGGAGAAGGCUGCUAAACAGAAAGAGAGGAAUCCAGUGCCAUCAAAGAAGCAAUGAGAUUAAUAAAGAUUAUUAUUGCAUUGAUUAUUUUUCUCUGUGCCUACCUGCAUAGCUGUAUUUAUUCAUUUAUUUAUUCUUUUGCUUUGUUCCUUUGCUGAAAUUAAUUUUAAUUAUCUCAUUGUAAUAAAAUGUGUUCUUUAAUCAAUGUGUUUCUAAUCUCCAGAACUGUUACACAGAUAUUUCUUUGAAAAUGGAGAAACAUAUUUAGAGAGUUGCAGGUCUGAGGGUUUAAGCUCUGAGAGAAUAACCUUGUAUUUAUAUAUUAGAUUGUAGGAGGGCAAAGAAAAGAUGUCUUAUUCUUAGACUUUUAUGAUACAUCUUCUUUAUUUGUAGAGUCCUUUAAACUCAUCUUGGUUAUGGAUUUUAUAUGGUGAGAUUUUUUCUGUUAAUAUUGACAUUUUAAUAUUUUCUUUAAAUCUUUUUCCCCUUUAUGUUGAUUUCAUCUCCUUGACAUAAAAUUCAAACAUACCCUUCUUCUCUCACACUUCUGUAGGCUCCAUUCUUGCCAUCAUAUAAAUGUUUUUUUAAAAAUGUGACAUUCUAUACACUUGCAAACCCACUUCCAAGCUUAUGAGUUACUUGAAGGGAUCUUGCUUGUAUACUUUAUCCCAGAUUUCUCUAGUGGUACUAUUCCCCCAAUUCUAUUUGUCUGUUACUAUCCAUAACAAUUAUUAGACUAAAAUUCUGAAAACCUUAAGUGGCAAUAGAUAUGUUAUUUAUAGCAUAUAAAACAAUCAUUGCAUGCUGUUUGGUACGUACUUAUUUAUCCAAAGUUUCAUCAUGUCUAAUCCAACACAGACUGAAUCACCUCAGGGAGAUUUGCUUUUGUUUUCUUUGUUCAUAUUCACAGCUGUGGCAAUUUAUGUUGCAUUAAAGGUAGUGGACAGGAAAAUAUAAAAUUGUGAAUGUGUGGUGUAUGUAUUCUGCAAAGCAGCACAGCAAGAACUUGGUACAGAAUAAUUGGCAGAGAGUGCAGCUUAGGAGGCAAAAGCAGAGCCUGAGUUAACUGAUUCUGCUUUGAGAACAGAGAGGUGUAACUCAGUUUCUUCUUAAAAAUACCUGGACGUGUCUCUUGGACUGGAGAGGAGACCUUACAGGAGGUGUACUGAGACUUUACAGCAAGAACUGGGAGAAGCCUGCAAAGCUUUGUUUCCCAUUGGAGAGAGUGCCUGAUUGUGCCUGAUGGGCAAAGGAAAAGAGGUGAGUUUGAAGGCAUUUACUGCAGGGCAACUUGGGUUUUCUCCAGAUAUCACCUGUGGUGUGGAGGCUCAGUUUUAAGAGAGCCUUUAACCUUUUACUCUGACCUAUACUGUCCUUAGUACAGAUGCCAAUCAGAGAGACUAAUCUGUUAUUUAAAUUUAAAUGCAUAAUGCAUCAAAGUCUCUAAUUAAUCUUUUAAAAGUACCUCUACUGUUAAAUUCUACAGUUACAAGCUGUUUUAGCCUAAUAAAUGAAAGUACUCAUUUGAGCUCCCUCUUCUGGCCCUGGCAAGCAUUCCAUUCUACACAUGCUCUGCUUGGUCUUGAAAAUAAAUGGGGUUUUCACAAUGUAAUCACAAGAAACCAACAAACAUAAAUAACAUUCAUAAAGAAAAGUAAAACAAAAAUACACAAAAAAAAAAAUUCAAAGAGAUUAUUACAAACAUAAUUGUGGAAGUUUACUCUAGUUUCCUACUUAUCCCUGUUACUACACCCAUUGGGGAAUGCAGUUCUGGAAAUGUCUGUGUGCGUGUUGCAGAAGUCAGCUUUCUCACAGCAAAAUAUUGUUAAAGAGAGAGGUUACAAAAACUUUUAUUUUGUGUUCCUUUUGAUACCGAGAGCAUAUAUUCUAGGAAAUAAUUUAUUUUACAUUUUGAGUUGACAGUAUUUGUCUGUUUUAAAUGUUAGCUCUGCCAAAUUGAGACCUACUAAACUGUACUUUAAUAAUCAGAACCUGGUUUUAUUAAA